CCCGCGUACCCUUUGCCACAGCGGUACUGCACAACAGACGAGGUCUACUGGGUAUUGUCGCGGGUGGACUUAUUGACAGCGUAAACGUCCUAUCGGAAGUCUCCAAUCAAUACACAGUGUUUCGAUUGAUCAUAAUGUUCACUACACGUCAGACUUGUUCAGGAUUUGUUCGGCCCUCUUUAUCAGGAACCGAAAGUAUGAAAGGCGAGGUUCGUGACUGAAAAGGGGUUUACGAGCCAUAGUGCCGAAGUGUAAAUGGGAGCAUAAUGGAAGCAUAAUACUGGCAAGGAUUUUCUGUGUGCAUCAAUCAUCAUGAGCACUGUGGCUUACCUCCCUGUUGGCGGGCUGGAGGAUCUGGAAAAGGGGCUGAAUCGACUACGGCGAUCUCAGUUGAUGAUAGUGCCAGAGUUCAAAUCUAUGUUUUGGGCGAUGGAGCGCCAUCACCGAGACCUCAAGCUGGCCCACCUGACUGGCAAGGCUAAAGAUCUCCAGGAACAAGCCAUCAGAGACACAAAGUUUUACAACAUUCUUGUGAAGAUGCUGUGUGAAGUCAAGGAAAAACGGACAGGUGAACAGAGAGAGGGGCUGAGGCGGGUCCACACCUGGUACAUGGCCAACAAGCACGUCCUGUACUGUGGACCGCGUUUUGGGAAAGAGGUCCUCAAAGAGGAGGCUAAGGAUGUGCUUGUUAAAGCAACAACCCCACGGCAACCAAAACGAGCGAAAUCAGCUAAAGAGAGGCCCUCAAGCAGCAGAGUCAAAGUCACCCCAAGUCGCUCUGGUCGUUUCAGCACACCACGCCAGGGUUACUCGGGUGGUCGACAGAAACUGUACAACUCAUUUCAGAGCACACCAAGAAUGAAUGGGGGCCACGAGAGUUUUAGGCUUGACUUUGUGCCUCGGUAUGUUAAUGAGCCCUAUGAUCCACCUCCGUACAGUCAAGAAGAAAAUGAAUUUGCCUUUGGUCUUCAAUUUGCCGGUGACGGGGAUGAACUUGUGGCUGUAAGUAAUGAAAACCUCCAUCUUAACCUGGAGCAAGAUAUCAUGGAAGAGCCUGCAGUGGAAUCAGCUGUUUCUUCUCCACAUCGGGUUCUCUCCAGGCCAAAGACAGCUUCUGUCUCAUUCUCUCCCCUGAAGGAACAGUCAGUGAACCAGGCAAAGCCGGAGAGUCCAUUCGGCAAAAGACCAGUACACCCUAUCUCCAGCAUGGUCAACCCACACGUGACUUUGGCCAAAGAGUUGGCACCGGUCAACCAGGAGGAACUUGAUGAGAAGAAAGCUGCCAUGCCUAUCAGAAUUGGUUCGGCUCAUGCCUCAAGGUCUGAGAAUUUGCAAGCGUGGCAGACGUUCAACAAAAACCGAUCUUAUGGCCAAGAGAUUGCAGGCAAGCUGAGCUUUGUUGGCCGCAGUGGCACUGCUUCAGAUGUGCGCUACGCAGCUCACAACCGUGGAGAGAUGCCGGAAAUUUAUACACAAGAUGUGGUGAAACAUUUUUCCCAGCACAUAAGCCCAACUUCUGUGUCACCAAGGGGUUCAGAUGAAGAAGCUCAAGCAUACAUGAACCAGACAUUGGAAGACUUUUACCAGCAGGCAGAUGGUAUGGUCCCUCCAACCAGGAUUAGAUCCAAGUCAGCAAAGUAUGCAAGGAUCAAGUCAGCGCCUCCCAAAGUUCACAAUGCACCAGGAAGUGGACACACACCUGCAGUGGUUACGUCAAAACAGUCAGAAGAAACUGUCAGGCCUGUACCAGAAGAGAAGCCUGUGGUGGGGCUGUCAGACACCGGGGUCAAGCUAGACACUGUCAUCACGGUCAUUGACUCUGUCACUGACGACAUGGCUUACUUCAAAGAGAAGCUUGCCCCUGAGCCUGAGCCAGGUUUUCGCCAACCAUCUACAGCUGGCCUCCCGACCCCCCGCGAGGCUACGGCGUCCAUGACCCCAAGAACCCUGAUGGAGGUCGAGGGUUCAGAGCAUCCGGUGUGUCCCACACCAGUGCCAAACGCAGCCAGUGAGGACCCAGUGUCUCGGCCUUUCUCCAGCCCAAUGGCGUCUCACAUGGUUCACAUCAGGGAUGACACACCGGAUGGACGGAGGAGAGGAAAGGUUAGGUGCCAGUCGGCGAGCGUGGUGGACUGGAGGGGAAAGAUUGUGCCAGACACCAUGAGAUACAAGAGAGCGACAAGAACGAGAGGGCAGUCCAGGCAGCGAGUCACAGCACCAUGGUGGUCAACCAGGAGGACGUUGAUCACAUGAUCACUGUGCAGCAUCUCCUGUCUGGAGAGGACCGUGCUGACUCUUUGGGCUCCUUGUUGGACUUUGACGAGAACUUCUGGAAAAGUCUUCGAGGAUCGCCAUCAAAGCAGGAAGCCAACCCUUCCUUGGAGUUCUUGUCCAUCAUUACCCCCUCUGCUGCCGCUCUUGAGAUCCGAACCAGCAACCAUCACACGAGAGUGGGGUGCCCUCAAGCGUUCUCCCCGCUGAGAUCCAUGUCCCCCACUCAGACUUUGACGAAGAGGCUCUCAAUGCUGCCGUGAGAGAGGAGCAGUGUCUACGCAGUGAACUUUCACCUUCACCCACUGCAGGGGAUCAUCGGCCUGACCAAGGUUUUGUCAGUCAACUACAAGCUCGGCCCAAAAGCCAGGGGGACCACCCAGAUUCGCAUAUUGAAGUGUCAUCAGCAGUAGUUCCUGGAGGGAGGUCUCCCACACCGGCUCAUCUGCGGGCCAUCCCUUUACAACAACUCAGCCAAUCAGAGCCAUGGCAGUUUUCUCUAGAGGAGGAGUUUCAUGAUCCGGAAGAAUCCAAGAAGACUGACCACUUUAGUGAUGUCCAGCUGAUUCCUGAGCAGUCUUGUCCUGAGUGUAGAUCUGCCAUUAUGUCCACUAGGGUGGAGAGGUCCGCUGGUCGUAUGCCCAGCCGCUCACAAAGCGCUAACACACAGAUGCUGGCCUUCAGCCGCAGGUACAAUGAGGCCAUGAGACGAGCUCCCCCUCUCCGCACACCUCCGUCAAUUCCUACACCGCAACCCAGUGCUAAAAAGACUUCACGUCGGAGUGGACAGAUUUUAUUCGAAUUAGAACAUCAAGCCAGGAAAACCAGAAGUCCAAGAAAUUUUAUGCAAAAAAUCCAAGAUCUGCGCAGCGUGGACACGUCUCGCCCGGGCUCCCUGGCCAGCACAAUGACCCCUGACCCCAUCGUGGGCAUGUCCCUCCAUGUGUGCAAGCUGCCCGUCUCCAGCAGGGGGCGCACCUCACAAAUUUCAUCUGAUAUGGACUUUGAGCUCCAAACACCCAAGUACCUGUCUGAUGCGCCAUACUUCAUGUCAAGAGAGCAGAGUUCUUUACAAGCCAUUGAUGAAGGUCUUGACCAGUUCCGCAGUGACCACGUCGUGUCCUUCUCCGAUCUCCAGCACCCUCAGUCCAAGCCCAUGACCGCUCCAGCCAUGGCGGGCCGCAACAGCCUGCCCCUUCCUGAGGAGCUCUCCUUACAGCGGAACGCGACAUUUACCAGCAUCGGCUCUCGCCAGACUGGACGGAGUGGCGUGGUAGACGGACAAUCUGGCCCACCACCAACACGGAACAUUGCCAGGAUUGGACGUCCAAUCGCCCAGGUUUCCCAAGUGCCAGAUCCUGAUGAGCUCUUGCAAGCUGUGCAAGUCCAGAAAGAGGCAGCAGCUGCAGUUGACAUUCAGAGGAUAUUCCGUGGCUAUGUGGCGCGAAGCGUGUAUAAAAAUUUGCUUAGUGAGGAGAGACAGAAAAACGAAGAUGAAAGGAAAGCAGCCGUUAAGAUACAAAGUUUGUACCGAGGGCAUGUCUCACGCAAGAGCGCCAUCUACAACCGCCCUCCGCUGAACCCUGAACUCAUCCAGUGGGCCAGGGAUUUCAAGGCCAUCCAGUCUCACCAUGCCAUCAAGAGACAGGUCAAAAUGGAGAACCUCUCCAAUGAGAUCAGCUCCAACCAUCGUGAGGCCAAUGGAAAAAUAUCUGUCAUAGGACCACACGUGGAGAUAUAUGACAUUUAUCACCCAAAAAAGACAGGACCCACGAAGAGGGAGUUGAACACAGCAGCCAUUAAAAUCCAGAAGAUUGCCCGGGGCUGGAUGAUUCGACGCAAGAUGGAGAAAUUAGCCAGGCUACGAGAGUGUGUUUGAGAAGAAGUCGUUUGGCGGAGAGUUGGAGCAGGGGGACGUGGAGGCAUUCUUCAAGGAGUGUGACCUUUACCCCUCGCAGGCCGAGAUAGAGGAGGCCAUGGAUGUCACCAUGCAUGGUCAAGCGAACAAGAGAGGUAACCAAGGCAUGAAGAAGAAAGAGUUGAUGGACAUGAUCUUCUACAUCUACGUCCCUCCCGCCACGGGACUGAAGAACACCCGGCAAAGCACUUGGAUGAACCCUAUCAUUAACGGGCAGGAAGCGAGGAAGUUACUCGGGAGUGAGUUUGUGGAACAAGCCCCUCUGGCUCCUUGUGUCAAGCUGGUGAUUGACUUGAAGAGAGAAGAGAGGCAGAAAGAGCAAGCGCUGAAGGAGGCGGAAGCCAGGAAGAGAAUUGAAGAAACGUGGAUGAAGAAAGCGGAGGAGAAAAAAGAUGGGAAAAGGUCGAGAAAAGUCACCUAUCAGGAACCGGAGGAGGGCUGAAGCUGUUUGUCUCACACUGGGGCGGAAUGUUUAAAUGUUUCUUGUAGCUUUAGUACAUGUAGGUAAAUGGAUGUAUGCCUUGGAAGUGUAGGAUACCACCACCUACGUUUUAUUAACAGUGGUGUUGAAAGGGGAUUUGAACCCAUACCAUUCCUUAUCAUUCUGUUCUUUACAUACCUGGUACUUUACCUGGAUAGGUGUUCUUGCAAUAUAUCCUGAAUUCAAGAUAUUUUUUAAUGACUGCAGUUUAGUUUGCGUUUUCGUAUGAUUUAAGCUCUCUUUCCUUAAUUAUAAUUUAAGCUCUUUUUUCUUUAAAUAUUACUGUUGCACUUCUUAAAGCUGAAGUUCUGUUCCUGAUAAUUGUCUUUUAUUUUAAGCUCAGGACUUUUUUUCUGAAGAAAUUGUGCCUGUCAAACAAAAAUUAAACAAUGCAGUUUUCUCAAA
Messenger RNA from Aplysia californica (California sea hare), 5075 nucleotides. RefSeq lists its product as uncharacterized. Gene Ontology annotation, molecular function: protein binding. NCBI's taxonomy places the organism in Eukaryota, Metazoa, Mollusca, Gastropoda, Aplysiida, Aplysiidae. The record is from RefSeq and is a predicted model, not a curated record.